Molecule: messenger RNA, 1134 nt
Organism: Zerene cesonia (dogface butterfly)
Lineage: Eukaryota; Metazoa; Arthropoda; Insecta; Lepidoptera; Pieridae
Gene: Or-18
Product: odorant receptor Or2-like
Exons: 5
Coding region: 1-1134 (377 amino acids)
Biological process (GO): detection of chemical stimulus involved in sensory perception of smell; sensory perception of smell
Cellular component (GO): plasma membrane
Molecular function (GO): olfactory receptor activity; odorant binding
Source: RefSeq, a predicted model, not a curated record
AUGGUUUCGCUGAGGUUAGCCUUAUUAAAUGCAGAGCAAGAUUUCUUUAAAUUCAAUGAAAAAUAUUUGCACUAUGUUGGUUUAUGGCCUAAACAAGAAUCCAAACUUCACGCUACUUUAUAUAAAAUAUUUGAAAUAAUCUUACAUAUUUUUGCCAUUAUUUAUGUAGUUAUAACUGGUAUUGGAACAUAUCAGCAUAAAGAUGAUACUAUCCUUCUAAUGUCCAAUUUAGACAAAACGCUCGUGGCAUAUAAUUUCGGAUUGAAGACAGUCUUCUUUAUUCUUAAAAGAAGACAGCUUAAAGAUUUGUUAUCGGAAAUAAAAUAUUCUGGUGACAGAGUUACGGAGGAUCGGAAGAAGUUCAUGUCUUUACACAUAAUUGUAAUAACUAUUCUGUCCACGGCAAUUGUUUCGGCGUUUAGCUUAUUGGCCCAGUAUAAAGGCGAAAUGACGGUCGAGGCUUGGAUGCCCUUCGAUCCCCUAAAGUGUAAAAUGAAUUUGAUGCUGGCAGGUCAAAUAUUGGCUGUAACUUUUAUCCCGUGUAUGUACAGAGCGUUCGCCAUGCAAGGACUCGUUUGCACGAUAAUUAUGUAUUUCUGCGAUCAGUUGGAUGAAUUGCAGAACAGAAUGCGGGGUUUGAAUUUCUCUGUGCGAAAUGAAAAUGUAAUGAGGAUGGAGUUUAAGGAAAUAAUUAAAAAACAUGUACGCUUAAUGAGAUAUUCAAAUACUUUUACGAAUAUUUUCAAAGAAUUCUUUUUAAUACAAAAUCUAGCUGUGACUAUAGAAUUGUGCUUAAACGCAUUGAUGGUGACUGUGGUUGGUUUUGAACAGAAAACACUUUUAGCAAGUUUUGUAGCGUUUUUAUUCGUUGCAUUAUUAAAUGCUUAUAUAUUUUGUUAUUUGGGUGACGAAUUGAUUGCAAAAAGUGAAGGCAUAGCACUCGCGGCUUACGAAUCUGCGUGGACGUCAUGGCCUGUGGACCUUCAAAAAGAUUUGUUAAUUGUAAUCAGAGCCGCACAAAAACCGCUUAAGCUCAGCGCUGGAGGCAUGUCUAUUAUGUGCAUCCAAACUUAUAGUCAGGCACUUUACAACGCCUACUCGAUUUUUGCCGUGCUUAAUGAUGUUGUGGAUUAA